GCAUGGAUUUCUUAUGAUCUCAAACGGACUCGGGCCUCAUGUGGCGAGUGAGGCUUUAUAGUCAGAUCAUGCCAUGUGCUAGUGCAGCGGCGGUGAGGCAGUGGGAGAUCAGGCCCACGUCUGUGCUGCGGGGGAUCAAACGCACCAGGGUCCUGAUGUGGCAGUGGAUACAGGGACUGGCCCGGGCAUGCAGACGAAACGUGAGCUACCAAGUCAACUACAACACUUCUUACCAGGAGGAACCAGAGAUGGUGUGCCUUGAGCCCAUGGGAUCAGAGCGGAUGGAGAUGCGAAAGAGGCAGAUGUCGGUGCAGCAGGAGUCGGCUGCGGGGGGAACUGCACCGGCCCAGCAGGACCAGCCGGGCCAAGCCAACCCGCGGGGCUCGAAUGCGUGUUGCUUCUGCUGGUGCUGCUGCUGUAGCUGUUCCUGGAAUGAAGAUCGAGACGAUAGGAAUCGAAAGGCAUCAUAUGACAUCAAAGAAGGGACCUCAGACUGUGAAGACUGUCCUAAGCCCACGUUGGAGGAGGUGCACUCAUGGGGGCAGUCGUUUGAUAAGCUGAUGUGUUGUCCAGCGGGGAGGAACUCUUUUCAACAGUUUCUUCGCACCGAGUUCAGCGAGGAGAACAUGCUCUUCUGGCUCGCAUGUGAAGAGUUUAGCAAAGAGACCAAUAAAAGUGUGAUAGAGGAGAAGGCCCGGGUCAUCUACGAGGACUACAUCUCAAUUCUGUCGCCUAAAGAGGUGAGCCUCGACUCCCGUGUGCGUGAGGCCAUUAACAGGAACAUGCUAGAGCCCACUUUGCACACGUUCGACGACGCCCAGUUGCAGAUCUACACACUAAUGCAAAGAGACUCGUAUCCCCGCUACUUGAACUCCCCAGCCUACAAAAACCUGCUCAACACUCUGUCAGAGCAGUCCCCCGAAUCUUAGGGUGGUGACAACCUGUGAUCUUUUAACUUUCUCUGACCUUCCCCCACCCCCCUUAAAAAAAAAAUAAUAAUUUCUUUGUAUGUUCAGUGUAGGAUUAUGUGAGCCAGGCUUCGGGCCCGGCCCCUCCCAGGGAUUUCAGAGCUAUUGUGAUCUGCACCUGACUGAAGACACUCAGGUCUCAAAAUCUCCCGAGGGCUCGACAUCGCAGUACUGCUACAGAUCAGCACGGCAGAACACUCCAAAGGAAUAGGAAUACACAUCAAUUGAUUUCUUUUUCUUUCUUUUAUAGAAAUAAUCUAUUUU
This is a messenger RNA of Nematolebias whitei (Rio pearlfish), 1232 nucleotides long. RefSeq names its product regulator of G protein signaling 20 (gene rgs20). The transcript is spliced from 5 exons. Bases 39 to 929 code for a protein of 296 amino acids. NCBI's taxonomy places the organism in Eukaryota, Metazoa, Chordata, Actinopteri, Cyprinodontiformes, Rivulidae. The record is from RefSeq and is a predicted model, not a curated record.